CAGAUGGCCAAAGUAUCCAAAUCGGAGUCUGCGUGUGUUCAAAUGAGCGUAGAGAGACAGGAUGGGAGGUCCUUUGUAAAUUAACCCAUAAUUAACCUUUCAAUCCAAUUUACAUUAAUAGCUGAAGUUAGAAUACCUAGAAACACACUUGGCUACAUGUGAGUGCAAGCCGGUUUCUAAGCGCGCUCCACGCUCGCGCUGGUGAUGCCAUGCCGCGAAGUCACACCGGCGAUGAAAGCGGCGGCACCGGGAUCUGGCUGAAGACCUCCGCUGGGAACCGGACUCAGGAGCACCCGCUAAAAGAUGUGGAAUCUGGACGGAGGACGAUGAAUAACGCGGUUCGGGUCGGGGACGGGCUGCUGGCUCCCCCAGCAGCAGGUGCGGCAGCGGCGGCGGCGGAGAGGAACCAGGGCGCUCGGCUCAGUCUGCUGGGGAAGCCGCUGACCUACAGCUCGCAGAGCGGCCGCAGGAACGCGCGGUACCGGCGGCUCCAGAAUUACCUCUACAAUGUGCUGGAGCGACCGAGGGAGUGGGCUUUUGUCUACCACGCUUUUGUCUUCAUCCUGGUGUUCGGCUGUCUGGUUCUCUCGGUGUUCUCCACCAUCCCUGCUCACCAGGAAUUCUCCUCGCACUGCCUGCUCAUCCUGGAAUUUGUGAUGAUUGUAGUAUUUGGCCUGGAGUACAUCAUCAGGAUAUGGAGCGCUGGCUGCUGCUGUCGAUACCGAGGCUGGCAGGGCCGCCUCCGCUUUGCCCGGAAACCCUUCUGUGUCAUAGACAUCAUCGUACUUAUCACCUCGGUUGCUGUGGUUUCAGCUGGUAGCCAGGGCAACGUCUUUGCCACCUCUGCACUGCGUAGCCUUCGCUUUCUUCAGAUCCUGCGCAUGGUGCGCAUGGACCGCAGGGGAGGAACCUGGAAGCUGCUGGGAUCUGUAGUUUAUGCUCAUAGCAAGGAGCUGGUGACUGCUUGGUACAUUGGGUUCCUGGUGCUUAUCUUCUCCUCUUUCUUGGUCUAUCUUGUGGAGAAAGAGUUCAACAAGGAGUUUGACACGUACGCUGACGCUCUGUGGUGGGGCACGAUCACCUUGACAACAAUUGGCUAUGGCGACAAGACGCCACAAACCUGGACCGGGCGGUUACUGUCAGCCUGUUUUGCUCUCCUUGGGAUCUCGUUCUUUGCUCUGCCAGCUGGCAUCCUGGGGUCAGGUUUUGCCCUGAAGGUGCAGGAGCAGCAUCGCCAGAAGCACUUCGAAAAAAGAAGGAAUCCGGCUGCCAGCCUCAUCCAGUGUGUCUGGCGUAGUUAUGCUGCUGAUGAGAACUCGGUUUCUAUUGCUACCUGGACGCCUCAUUUGAAGGCGUUGCAUACCUGCAGCCCCGCCAAGAAAGAGCAAGGCGAGACUGCCUACAGUAAGGGUCUAACUAAUGGGGGACUCUUCAGAAAGUGUUAUCGGAAAUAUAGGAGUCAAAAGCUGAGCUUUAAAGAGCGGGUGCGGAUGGCGAGUCCUCGAGGUCAGAGCAUGAAGAGCAGGCAGACAUCCAUCAAUGACCGCCAGCGCUGUUCCCCUGGCAACGAGGUGGUGGGCAGCAGUGAGCUAAUGGGCGGGAGCCCCGCCAAAGUGCAGAAAAGCUGGAGCUUCAACGAUCGGACACGCUUUAGACCGUCGCUGAGGCUGAAGAGUCAGACCCGCACCGCUGCUCCAGACGUGGACCCAGGCAUGACCACAGACGAUUCCUUCGAUGAGAAAGGUUGCCAUUGUGACAUCACUGUGGAAGAUCUUUCAGCUCCGCUAAAAGCGGUCAUCAGAGCUGUCAGGAUCAUGAAAUUUCACGUAGCUAAGAAGAAGUUUAAGGAGACUCUGCGUCCGUAUGACGUGAAGGACGUGAUCGAGCAGUACUCUGCUGGACACCUGGACAUGCUUUGCCGCAUCAAGAGCCUUCAGACGAGACUGGAUGCAGUAGUUGGAUCCCCUCCAAGGUCAUUAAGAGGUCGUAUCAAGACAUUUUCUUCUUCCUUGCUGCAGUCAGAUUACAGGAAGAAUCAGAGGAAACACUCGUCAUCUGGGGUGGAUCAGAUUCUUGGGAAAGGCCAGAUUCCGGUGGAUAAGAAACCAAGGGACAAACUGCACCAUGAUGGAGACUCUCUGGAGGGCAUGAGCAUGUUGGGACGAGUGUGUAAAGUAGAGAGACAGGUGUCCUCUAUUGAAACAAAGUUGGAUUCGUUGCUUGAUGUUUACCGCCAAGUUCUCCAGAAAGGUCCCUCAGGGCUCUCCCUCUCCUCUCUGCCCCUUUUUGAGCUGGAAAAUCACCAGCACCACAACUUGGACUACCCAUCCUCCCCCCAAAGGGGGGAUGCAGUUAGAGGACGAGGAGACAACGGUGGCGGCGGGAUACACCGUUCUCAUGGUGCCAACCCAAGAGGCCUGCGGCUCAUUCUACCACCGGCCGACGACGAUUGCCCUCCAGAUUCAGCGCCUCCGUCCUACCCCCCUUCCACUGCCUCGCUGUCCCCUUCACCUCUGCUGCCCCCUGACAGCCCUUACCCAACCCUUGGCACCCCUUCCAAAAAAUCCCACUUUCCUGAUCUGCCACCUCCGCCAUCAUCGACUGGGAGCUUUACUCUCCAGCUUCCUCCCAUGGUUCACCCUUCACACCUCCGAUGCCCCGCUGACCCAGUCUCAGAUGAUGUGACAGAUGAAGUAGGAGCCGAUGACCAGAGUCUGGGCCCUUCUGUCGUUGUAGGUUGCAGUGCUGAUGGUAGUGCUGAUAGGGAUGGUGAGGCAGGGUUCGCACCCAGUAGGGUGCAGCUGCGGAAGAAGUCUGGCUUGAAAUCGGGAGGUGUCUACAGGAGGCAUUUGAGCCUAGAGGUUAACCCAUUGCUGCUGCUCUCAUCUAACCCAGAGAGGAGGCCUACAGACUGGGCGGGCAGUCUAGGGAAAUCCCUCUCUGUGCAUAAUAUCAACCAGCCUUUAACCAAUCGUGCCCCUGGCCUUUCAGCCGCCCUCAACAACAGCAGCAGUAGCAGCAACGACAGCGAGCACGGCAAUGGCCAUAAUGACCUCAGCAACUGGGAUGGGACAGACCUCUUCAUUAGUGAGUGCAAGCUGAAGCCGGCAGCUGACCACUAUGGCUUCCUGUCCCAGGGACCGGACAGCAGCCAGUCUGACAUUUUACAGACUGAGGAGGAGGAUGUUCCUCACUCAAAGGGAAACUCUGAGUUUCUUGGUCAAUCCUCACACUUACAGCUGGUGUAAGCACACUGACUGAAAAUCAAAACACAAACUGCAAACUGUAUGUACACAUACUGUGGCCAGCGCCACUUUUAGACAUAUUUAUAUAGGGCACCAUGCGCAUCAUGCUCUGAAUUCGACACUUUAUACAUGUGCAAACAGCGUUUUCUGUUUUAUGUGACACGAUUAUGCCCAUUUGCACAUAGAUCACAUUAUUACAACGUUUAUGUGGCACCUAAAUGUCUGGAUCCAGUAGGAAGAAAGAAUAUACGAGUGUGAACGCAAGUGGCCAUGUUCAUGUUACACAAAAUAUGAAAACUAUAUAUUCAGUACUUUGCUAAAUUAUUGAUAUUCCUUGAACUUUUUCACAGUUUGCUACUUUAAAAUCCCAAUAUUUUAUGUAUUUUUCUGGGAUUUUAUGCAACAUACCAACACAAGGUGUAAAAUACUACAUAGUUAAUGUUUUUUUUGUUCCAAAUUAGUUUUUUGCAGCCUUUAACAUGAGUUUUUCCCCUGUAUUUCGUUUCGUCCAUCUUCCUCUCUGAGUUGCUGUAAAAUAAUAUCUACCCUUUUGCAGAUUUAUUCUAGUUUUCUAUUUUGUCUUGGUUAGAUGUUGGGUUUAAGUGGAGGGUUUUUGAACAUUAACAACUUAUUAAAGGUCAUGCCGCAAGAUUUUAGGAUUGAGUCCAGAAUUUGACCUCAGUUAAGUUAACUUUCUAAUGUCUGGUGCUUUAGAUCACCAACAUCGGAGGGUUUUUGCUGCAUGAACUUAGUGCACUGGAGCUUAAGGGCCCAAAUUAAUCGGACAUUUUUGCUAGAAAGCAGAAUUUUAACUAUUUAUGUCUGAAGCAGUAAUGACGUCCCACAGCAUCAUACUAACAUAACCAUUACCAUCUUUUUCUGACAUGUUAUGUUGUCAGUUGUUUUUCCCUUGGAGCAACUUUGAUUGUCUGGGCGCUCCUGAGAAGGUUCACAACUGUUCUAUGUUUCCUCAAUUUUAGGAUAAUGGGUGUUAUUAAGUUUCACUAGCAUUUUUUUUGACAGUGAUUUUCUGUCUAAGUUUUUCUUGGAUUUUUUUGUAUUAAAAUUUGAUUCGUUACUUUUGACAACGUUUAUCAUAGUCCAUGCUGUCAAAUGAAAGAGUUCAAGGGAUAUGAAUACUUAUGCUAAGCACUGUAAACAAUCGUUCAGGAGAAAAUGCAGCUUUCCUGACUCUUACACGUAUCAUGACUCAAAGCACGAUGUUAAUUUUGACAAAAGAUGCUUCUGUUGGAGGUGACGGAAAACCCCUCCAUACAUGUUUAUUUUCUUCUAUUUGAAUAGAAUAAGAAUGUAGGUGAUGCAAGUCAACCUAUUUGGCUCUUCACGUGAACAGUGGAGAGUUUUCUUUUGUUUCAAAGUGAAUCUUUAUCUUUCUUCUUUCUGUUACUCAAUCUGGACCUCAACGUAAACCAAAGAACUUAAUCUAGAUUCAUCAGCACAAAUACCACAUGCAUCCAUUUUUGUUAAAAAAGGAAAACAUGAUUUAAAAAAUACUUUUAAAGAUCAUUUGGCAAGCUGAAGAUGUACAGAGUCUAAAAUGCAUCUAACUGACAGACAGUCUGUGGAAAUCACAUGCCUGCCUACAUUGAUGUACGGUAUGAAUUUAGUAAGAGGGACAAGAAUAACAUUUGAUCGCAAACACCAACUAUUGUAAGAGGAGCCAACUAGAACAAAAGUUGAGAUACACACUUAUUCUUUGUUCUGUGUAAAUGAUUGUAUUUGAUCUUUCUUGCAAGAUAAGAAAAAGCCAUUUUUGUCUGGUUUGUCUUUAAUGAUAAACCUCUUAAGCUUUCCAUGUUCAUAUCACUUCCUGGACGGUUCUCACAAACCAUUUACUAGACCAGAGGCUUAAAUCUGUGGGAAUGGGAAACAACAAAUAAUCAAUGAAAAAAUAAAAAGCAACAAACCGACUGCAUGUGUUGAGACCACAGAGGAGGUAAUCACAUGAUGAUCUAAAGCAUUUUUUGAAGUCUGCAACUGGGUGAAGGUUUGACCCUCCCCUCUGAUUUUGCACAAUAGUUUGGCAAAUUAAAUGCUAAUGAUUUGAAUGCGAAUUUAGCAAAGAUUACUACAGUGGACCUUCUCAAUCAUGCAUGAGAUGCUGCAUGUGUGAAACUGCUGAUGUCAAUGUCAAACAUGCAAACACAUUCUGCCUUCUUGAACCUUGUUUUACUUUUUUAUUUGUAAUAAUUUGGUAGUGUGUAUUUGUUUUAUGAGUUAAUAAAAUAGCCACCUACUAUGUUAACACAAUGCAUACAACACUUCACUGGAAUCUGAUGUUUCCCUUUCCUGUGGAAGUCAAAUUUAAAAGCUCCAGCACAGAUUAAAUACCCUGGUUGAACAAUUUGAAGUGAAAGGGGCAGGCUGUGCAGUUUUUGAUUUAGCUUGCACAUUUUUUGCUUUAUUCAGAUAUCCUGAUUUAUUUAUUUAUUUAUUUUUUAAUCCACGUUAUUGUUGAUGAGAGCCACCUAACCACAAAAUUGUCAUAUUGGUUCAACAACCAUCUGGUGUCCUUUUAGGAUUAUGUAACAACAUGUAAACAUUAGAUCGUAAACUUGCACAAGUGAAUCAAGGUUCUCUGGCAGACUUUGGAAAAUGUUUGACAUAACUGACGCCUUUCUGUCUCAAUUUUUUAUCUGCAUAUAUCUUUUUUUUACUCAUCCACCAACUAUUUCAGUCAUUUUAAUAUCUUCUGUGUUUGAUUUGGAUAUUGGUUCAUUUUUGGCACAGUCACUCUUGUCAUAAAAUAUGUUUUACUGUCAGACUUCCUUUAUUGACGUUGUGAUUUCAUCUGCGUUAGCCCGUGUUUUUGGAAGCGGAUUGCCGAUUCAUUUAACACAGAAAGUUAGAGCAAGUAUUAUUUUCAGAAAAAUGCUAACAAUUAGCAUUUGUGUGGUUUUUGUAAUAUUCUUUAAUCCAUAUAAAAUGUUAUUCUGGUGCAAAGAAAACACCCUCCAUCCAUCCAUUUUCUGUUCACCCUUGUCCCUAAUGGGGUCAGGAGGGUUGCUGGUUCCUCUCCAGCUACGUUCCGGGCGAGAGGCGGGUU
Gambusia affinis (western mosquitofish) is the source of this 6312-nucleotide messenger RNA. RefSeq names its product potassium voltage-gated channel, KQT-like subfamily, member 5a (gene kcnq5a). Gene Ontology annotation, molecular function: voltage-gated potassium channel activity. Gene Ontology annotation, cellular component: membrane. Gene Ontology annotation, biological process: transmembrane transport; potassium ion transport. The record is from RefSeq and is a predicted model, not a curated record. Bases 210 to 3248 code for a protein of 1012 amino acids. The transcript is spliced from 16 exons. NCBI's taxonomy places the organism in Eukaryota, Metazoa, Chordata, Actinopteri, Cyprinodontiformes, Poeciliidae.